CACAGCAGGAGUACAGAAGAAGAACAUGUCCCGGAAACAUCGAAACAUUAACCGAUUUUAAAUAUCUUCUGACUGUCUGUGGAAUAAACUCAUGUAGGAGUGGGGUUUUGUACAUAUUUGUAAAAUACGUGAACCGUUAUUCAGCAUGGACAUAUCCUCUGAUGAAUCUGAUGACUGGUUCAUGGAGUCUCUAAACACAUACAAAGACCUGCAUGUAUUUCAACUCGAGCAUCCGACAAAAGUAAUAGAGUGGACGGGUGAUAAAAAUAUUUGUGUUGCAGGAUACACUGGAGCAAGAAGUGAAAUCUUAGAGUUACUUCUGCCUCUUAAGUUAUAUGCCGGAGAAAACCAGGGCCUUUGUGCAGAAAGAGACUUCAAAGUACAGCAUGGUGGAUUCUCUGAGGAACCUAUUGAGAGUUUGAUACAUAUCCCUGGGACAAGGUGUGUGGUGACAAGUGGAAGUUUUAGUACGACAUUGCAGAUAUGGGAUAUUGGAGGCGAUGACAGCGAUGUUAUAAAAAAGACUGGAGUCAUAAACCUCAAGAGCACAUCAGCAAAAGGCAGUAAAAUAGCACCUGGGUUAACAGACGAACCAGCAGUCCUUCAUGGUUCUUGUAUAAGUGAAGUUCAGCUGACAGAGAUAGCAACAGGACGGGUUCUGUAUACAGUAGCAAAAGAGUCCUCCGAUUCAGUGAGUGGCUUACAGUUUGUGAAUGCUUGUGUGUUUCUCAUUUGUGCGAGUGAUGGCUCUCUGCUCAUGGGUGACACAAGAGAUCCCUCGACUUGUCAUUAUCCUCUGGAAGACAGUAAGAGUGAUUUGCACUGGGCAUUUGGACUGAGGACUGACGGCUCUCAGUCAGAACCUUCCUGUUGUACUGUAGCAAGACUCUCGUCCUCUGGUCACAUGCUGCUGUCUGAUCUAAGAAAUGUACAACGUCCGUUUUGUCAAACCCAACUAAAUGUCCAACACAACACAUCAGAGAAUGACUUCCUGAAUGUUUGUUGGGCACCUGUUCUCGACAGAUGUCUGUCUGUGUCGGGGUUUGAUGGAACCGUGCACAUCUACAACACAAUGAAUUGGAGUACAGAGGGACAGAGCCCACAGCCAGUUUUUUCACACCGAGGUCAUGAAAUGUCAGAUGAAGCCAAAUACAGUGGUUCUCUGCCUGUGGUUACCAUCCAUUCUUGGCAUCAGUCACGACCAAAAACUGUUCUCUCAGCAGCUACAGAUGGAUCUCUACAUGUAUGGGACUGGGUGGAUAAAAUCACUGACCGAUGAUGUUAAUGUUCAUUAUAUAAUUAAUAGACAAACUAUUGUGUAAUCAUACAAGCAUAUCCUUUAUUUUAUUUUUUUACAGAUUUGCAUAAUAAUUUGCAGUCAAAGUAGAAUGU
Messenger RNA from Carassius auratus (goldfish), 1392 nucleotides. It is a transcript of the gene wdr73, whose product is annotated as WD repeat domain 73. NCBI's taxonomy places the organism in Eukaryota, Metazoa, Chordata, Actinopteri, Cypriniformes, Cyprinidae. Gene Ontology annotation, biological process: cytoplasmic microtubule organization. Gene Ontology annotation, molecular function: protein binding. The transcript has 8 exons. The record is from RefSeq and is a predicted model, not a curated record. The coding region runs from base 146 to 1279 and encodes 377 amino acids. Gene Ontology annotation, cellular component: cytosol; spindle pole.